Perca flavescens (yellow perch) is the source of this 1060-nucleotide messenger RNA. RefSeq names its product sperm surface protein Sp17. The transcript is spliced from 4 exons. The record is from RefSeq and is a predicted model, not a curated record. Bases 234 to 515 code for a protein of 93 amino acids. Lineage: Eukaryota; Metazoa; Chordata; Actinopteri; Perciformes; Percidae. Gene Ontology annotation, cellular component: membrane. Gene Ontology annotation, biological process: binding of sperm to zona pellucida. Gene Ontology annotation, molecular function: calmodulin binding.
UCAACAAAACACAGAAACGUUAAAGCUAGGUAGAAAAGAUAGAUAGAUAGAUAGAUAUGCUAGAUAAAACAUUCAUAAGUAGCUAACGUUAAAGGUGGAUACGAAGUGCGAACUAUUUCAGGAAGAAAGUAAAUUACUGAGAACCCUUCGACUUCUCCUGGUUGGUUAUCCCUAGCUCAGCUGAGCUGUCUUUCACAGAAGUUCCGUCCCAGUGUAUCCAACAACAACAAAAAAUGUCAGUACCUUUUUCCAACACUCACCUCCGGGUUCCGCGAGGAUUUGGUACCAUCCUGGAGGGGCUGGCCAGAGAAGUGCUGCGAGACCAGCCUGAAGAUAUCCCAAAAUAUGCUGCACAGUACUUUGAUGCUCUUCUCAAACAAAGAGAAGAUAGUGGCAUGGACCCUGCUGACUGGGCUACUAAACUGGAAGAUAGAUUCUAUAACAACCAUGCAUUCCAGGAUACUGGGCCUAGUCCUGAAAAAGAGCCAGCAACAGAGGUGACCAUUUCCAAGUGAGUCUCAUCUUAUUGUGCUAUCAACAGCCAGGAAGAUCAGCAGGAGAGGGAGAGGAUGGACAUGAGGGAUAGAAUAGUAACAAGUGACAAGUGAAGAAGUAAUGAGAAUUAAAAUAAGAGAAGAAGUAAUGAGAAUUAAAAUAAGAGAAGAAGUAAUGAGAAUUAAAAUAAAAUAUAAUGUUCAUGUUUAAUACUAAGGUGUACAUCUGGAGUUGCUGUGUGAGGUAUUCUGUAGAUGUGGUUGUUGUUGUUUGUUUGUUUGUCCUGAUUAGGAAAAUGAAGAAGUAGAAUUUGGAAGAAAAAAUGUGCACAAUCUUAAAGGGACAGUUCACCCUAAAAUCAAAAAUACAUAUUUCUCCUCUAAAUGUAGCACUAUUUAUCAAACUAAAUUGUUUUGGUGUGAGUUGCCCAGUGUUGGAAAUAUCAGCAGUAGAGAUGUCUGCCUUCUCAUGUUCAUGUUUACUUGCGGGAGCCAUCUUGGAAACCAGUCAUAACUAGUCGAAAAACGAGCACCGUGCAAAUAAGUCUGAGAUUCCCAUACUGUCU